This is a messenger RNA of Gaeumannomyces tritici R3-111a-1, 1848 nucleotides long. RefSeq lists its product as hypothetical. The transcript has 3 exons. The record is from RefSeq and is a predicted model, not a curated record. NCBI's taxonomy places the organism in Eukaryota, Fungi, Ascomycota, Sordariomycetes, Magnaporthales, Magnaporthaceae. The coding region runs from base 1306 to 1848 and encodes 180 amino acids.
UGUGUACCCGGUUGCCAGGCCACCUCGCUGCGCCAACCCCAACCUCCGAUAGCACACGGUACAGCACAGCAUGUGCCGACGGGACAGCAUGUACCUCUGUCUGUGUGCCGACCUAUCGAGGCAGAUAUGCAUCCCAAAUUACCCGUCUGGGGCGCCUCCAGCAAGGUGCAUGUUGCAUGCCUAUCCGCACGCAAAUCAUGCUCAACAACGGAGCCUCUCUCCUCGGCACACACACACCGAACCUUGGCACCCUGGGUAGGCCCAAAGCCUUGACGAACCUUGACACCAGCAAGUGGAGCCGCGGCCUGGGUUGGCGGAUUAACCCAACGUAAAAUAUUCACCCUUGGGCAAUGCGCCUGCACCGCCUCAAUUCAUGUCUUCGUAUCUGGAUCCUGGCUGCCGGCCAUGCAUGGUAGAUACCGACCCGACGCAUUUACCUGCUAUUGUGCUGUCCUGAUAGGCCAGAGCGCCAGGGCGAGCUGCCAUCAGAACGGGAGCCGAGACAAAUCCCAGCUCAUCAGCUCUACAAGGGUUGAAUUCUAGCUUGAAUGAGCCACCAUUGAGAAGAUCGUCGUCUUGGCGGCUCGGGAGCGCAGCCAACGUUGCAGAGUGAUCCGUUCCCGACGACCCAAAGGAUUGUCCACCUUCCGAAUUUGGCACUGCUGUUGUUUGGGCGUCACGAGGCAACGAGGCUGCACUAAAUAUCAGCCAGUGGAUGAACUAGAGAUGGCCUACUUCCACAUCAUAUGUACAAGUUCAAGCGGCGCCCGCGUCAACACCGGUUCGUGUCAUUAUUCCAAGCCCCGCUCUGGCAGCAACCAUCGAGGUGUGCUGCCGAUUCGAGCGGAAAGAGACCGCCCAGGCAGUCCACUCACGAGCGACCGCCUUUGAACCGCCUUUGACACGGACUGGCCCCUGUAGGUAUUUGGUGAACGGACAAUGCCGCACACCCAGAACAAGAUCCAUGAAUGCACAGGGGUCUGUGGCAUUGCAGAAGGCCGAACCCAUUGAAAAUCGAGCACGCACAGCACGCACAGCACCCCAGUCAUCCGUCCUGGGUUUUCGGUGCAGGUUGAGACCUGCCAUGUCCCGAGCAGUGUCAAGGUGCACGAAUCUCGUAGUUUGCCUACAGGUUUUUGCCUACGGGUUUUUGUUGUUGGCUGCGGAUCAUAAAUAAGGGAGGAGGGCUUCGAUGUUCACUCAUGUCCAUCACCUCUGUUCCGUUGUGGAACAGGUAGGAGAAAAUGGCACAACAAUGUUACAAAUACAGACAAAAUCUAGCAUAAAUGUGCCUGCCUGGUCUUGAUGAAGCAAGCACGGGGUGGAGAGCGUGCUGGCCGGACUGGUGGAAUGGAAGCAACAAUCGAGCCGCUCGCAUCUGGCAGGGCUGACACCACCAAAGCUUGGGUCCUCAGGCAGAAACAGGCGGCACCUGACCUUGAGUCCCGCUCCCGCUCAAGGCGGCUGGCGGCUUGGCCCCGCAAGUCCCACCACUCACCUUGGGCAUGCAAAGCUGAGGUCGUCAGGCUGUACCCUGUGCACGGUCCCCAGCUGCGAAGCUGCCAGUCGCCCAACGAGGCCAUCCAGCAGUCCCUUGCAGACCCCGGCCCGCCCUGCGCAGUCUUGCAUCGCGUCCGCUGGCAAUACCUGCCGCAACCUCCACGAGCAUCGCUCGCUCGCUCGCUCGCCCACUUCCUUGCCUCUCGCUCCCUCCACGACCCGGUGCCCGCGCAUCACGCCGAGGCCCCCCUGCUGCCCGCCAGUCCGCCAGCCCGCCUCGACCAUCCCUACGCGAGCCUACGAUCCGCGGUCGCGUCCCUGGUCCACGACGGCUGGCUGACCAUUUGA